This is a messenger RNA of Symbiodinium natans, 3801 nucleotides long. Lineage: Eukaryota; Dinophyceae; Suessiales; Symbiodiniaceae. The record is from the annotation of a GenBank genome assembly.
AUGCGAGUUUUCCGCGCUUUCCUUCUGCACGACACUAAGAUUCCUUCUCUCGUGGUGUUUUACUCGCGCAAGUCUGUGUUCCAGUACUUGAUUCUUCGUCGCACUGUCGCGAUUCAAUCUUUCAUGGAUGUUCUAGCGCGUGGGCACACCUCCGUAGGUGAGGCGGGAUGCCGUCGUUCUUUUCCCCAGUGGCUUGAGCAGACGCGCUACUUGUUGCGUUCUGUCGGUGUCCGCAGGGAUCCGAGCGGCAGCGAAGUGCCCCCUGAUAUGGAAUCCCGUCGCAAGUCCAGGCGUUCUGUGGCGGCUCGCUCGCGUAGAGUAGAGAAUUUUCGGCUCGUCAGGCGUGCCAAUCGGCAACGCUACCGUUCUUUGAAGACGGAGCUCCAAAAAUUGACCCUAGUUGUUGAUGCUCCGAGGGAUUCCCAAAGGGUUCAAGAAGCUCUUCACACGGUUGGCUGUGACUUGUCUUCCAAUGCUGGCGCCUUUAAGGCUUCUUUGCCAGCUCCAGAGGUGGGAACUCGUAAUCCCACUCUGAUCCGGGCGGCGCGCCUUAAAGGCUUCCUUUGCGCCACCUGGAACGUGGAGGGUCUCCGAAGCCCGGGCAAGCAUCACGUGCUUGUCAGAGCUAUGGAAACCUACCACUUGGACAUUGUUCUUCUCCAGGAAACACACACACAAGGUGCUGCUUCGUAUUGCAUUCGGGAUCAUCUUUUCUAUUUAGUCGGCUCUUCUGAUCGUAAAUGUGACGCGCAUGCUGGGGUAGGUUUUAUCCUUGCGCCUCACAUGCGUAAAUACGUGAUUCGUUUCACGCCUUAUCACGCGAGAGUCGCUGCUCUGGAAAUCAACACCAGACCGCGUGCUUCCACCUUUUUCAGCAUUUAUGCCCCCAGCACUCUCCCGGAUCCUGCGCUUGAUAGAGAGCGCAAGGAGGCUUUCUGGGACCUGCUCGCUAGUAUUGUCCCGCGUUCCAACUCCAGCAGCCCCAUCGUCAUCGCUGGGGACUUCAAUUCGAGACUCAUACGGAAACUGGCGGAGGAUCCGCCUGUGUUUGGCGACGCGCUUUUUGGCACCUCCAGUGUGAUUCACACUGAGGAAUGGAAUAAUCGGGCGAACCUUCUUAGUUUUGCGCAUGAGCGCAACUUGCUGUUGCUCAACACUUUCACCUCGAAGCCAGUUUGCACGUUCCGUGAAAUUGGCGCCGGAAGUUCUAUCUUUGAUCCGGCUCCGCAGGAUUAUCACAUUCUCGACUUUGUUUUGGUCCCUGCGACUCGGAAGAACAACAUUCAUGGCAUUCAUGGCCUUCAUUCUUUCGCUUUUGAUUCCCACCACUACCCUUUGGUUUUCAAAUACCAAUUUAAAGAUGCAGGGCGUGUCAAAACCUGUGGCAACAGACCCGGUCUGGUCCUUCCACCGCAAUUGCAGCUCCCGACUUUUGACCAGAGGCCGGAAGGUCCGGUCUUUUACGUUUUCACUGAUGGUUCAGCGGGCGCCGGUGCGGCGGGCUGGGGCUUCUCCAUCUGCUUUGAUGUUGAAGGUCGGUCUCCACUUCUUUCCUCGCACGGUUGGGUUGAGACUGACCCUUCGAGGCCAGCCUACCAGGGCACCUUGCUUUGUACCAAUAACACGGCUGAGGUAGUUUCGCUUCUUGAGCUUCUUGAUCUUCUCAUUCGCGAGUUUCCGGUAGCCACGACCUUUGUGGUUCGUCCAGACUCGCAUUUCGCUAUGUACACUGCCUCUUUAGACUGGAUUACCUCGAAGCAUCCAGAGUUGGUUGAAAAGCUGCUGCUUCACCUCGCUUGUGCGCAGCAACGCCAUUUCUUUUGCUUUCAACAUGUUCGGGCUCACAAGGGGGUCCCCGGCAAUGAGCGUGCUGAUGAGCUCGCUAAAUCCGGUGCCCUCGGCAGCUGUUCUUGGGUUGGCCGUUGGGGCGCUCUCAUUCAGCCUCUUCAGGUCCCCAGUCUGCCUCCCGCCCUCAGUCUUUCUUAUGAGGGCCUUAUCGCUCUCAUUUCUUCGCAAAUGUUGCGACGGCCUCCUCGGAAGGCCAAAAAGCCGUGGAUCUCCGAGGCCACGUUGGCCAAAAUCGAUGAACUCGCUUUCCUGCGCACGAAUGGGUUGGCAACCCAUGAGCAGGAGGUUGCCCACCAUAAGGAGAUUCGCAAAAGGGCACGCCGUGACAAGAGGGAUUGGACAACAGCUCGUUUGUUGGACCAUGACCCCCGCUCACCGCCCUGGAAGGUUUUGGCUUCUCUUCGCUCUGCCUUCCACUCCAGACCAGUGGCGAUCAAGUCGUCCACAGGCCUGGUCACUGGGUAUAACAUUGCGGAGGAGUUCGCUCAGCAUUAUGCGCAAAGAUGGUCGCUCCCUGGGCCGUUCCUUCCACCCCCGCUUGGGGACUCUCAUCCUCCUAUUCCGGUGGAUGGCCUGACCUGCAAGGUGUCUCUGGGUGAGCUCCUGGGAGCUAUCGCCCGCACGAAGCGUGGGAAAGCACCGGGGACGGAUGAAGUUCCGGCGGAUGUUUUUCGUCGUCUUACACUGCCGACGCUUCUUCUUAUUGCUGCUUUGUUCUCGGACAUGAUUGAGGGUGGCCCACACCCCCAAAGUUGGCGUGAGGCCAUGGUAGUGGCUUUGUUCAAAAAGCACUGCCCGUUGGAGGCCAGUAACUAUAGGCCCAUUGCUUUGUUGAAUUCUUUUUACAAGCUGUUCGCCUGCGUCCUGCGGUGUCGUCUCGCCAAAUAUGUUGAGGACCGUUUGCGUGGUUCCCAAUAUGGGUUUCGUCCAGCUCGUUCUUCCUCGCAGUGCGUUUUCCUCCUUAAACGCAUGGUGGAGCUGUUUGAGCAGUAUGGGGGCACGCUCCACGUCAUUUCUCUGGACUGGAGGCUCGCCUUCGACUCCAUUCACCACUCGUCUAUUGAUUGGGCGCUUACCCAUCUCGGGGUUCCUGCCCAAUUUCGGAGGGUCAUCAUGGCUCUCUACCAUGACACGAUCUUCCGGGUCAAAUUUGGAGUCGAUUCUUCGGAUUACCCCUUUUUGAGAGGUAUCCGACAGGGGUGUCCGCUUUCCCCUUUUUUGUUCGUCGCUGUGCUCUCCGUUGUUUUUGAGUCUGCCGUUGGCGUGUUCUUUGAUCGCUACCAGCAGCGUCCUUGGACGCUUUCUCGUGAGUCCCCCACUUCGGAUCUGGAGUACGCGGAUGACACGCUGCUGAUGGCACGUACGGGUCAAACGGCGAACCGUAUGCUCCACGUCCUCCAAGAGGUCGCUUCUGCUGCAGGCUUGGUUCUUCAUCCUGCUAAGACCUUCCAUCUCGCAGUCAAUUCGGAGUGGCCCAUCAUCCCUGCUAUGGCUGAGGCCGGUGAGAGGUGCCACUGCCGUUUCUGUGACGAGUCACAGACCUGCCCUCAUGUGUGCCCUUUGCAGCAGGUUGAGGAGCUGGAGUACCUUGGUACUAUUACUACCCCGAAGGGCGAUGCUGAUCCCAAUCUGCGUUACCGUCUUAGGCUUGGUCGCUUGGCGUUUGCUAAGCUCAAGCCUUUUUUCCGAUUGUCGGGUGUCCCUCUGUCCGUCAAGCUGCAAGUCUACACUGCUAUCUUCCAAGCGGUGGUGGUGUAUUCGUUGGAGUCUGAGGCUUUGUCACCGUCGCAAUAUAAGCGACUGGACACGCUCGGCAUGAAAGUGCUUCGCAGCAUUCUUAAGCUUGGGAGUACUCGCAUGCUUUCUUUCGCAUGCCCACCCUCCAAGACACUGUCUCUGUCCAUGGGGGUCCCGAAGACGUCCGUCUCGGCAUCGCGGAAGCCCAUAUCUUGA